This is a messenger RNA of Diorhabda carinulata, 4110 nucleotides long. Its product is annotated as gamma-glutamyl hydrolase-like. Gene Ontology annotation, biological process: tetrahydrofolylpolyglutamate metabolic process. The record is from RefSeq and is a predicted model, not a curated record. Gene Ontology annotation, cellular component: vacuole. The coding region runs from base 26 to 964 and encodes 312 amino acids. Gene Ontology annotation, molecular function: gamma-glutamyl-peptidase activity. NCBI's taxonomy places the organism in Eukaryota, Metazoa, Arthropoda, Insecta, Coleoptera, Chrysomelidae. The transcript has 4 exons.
AGUUCGUUCGUGACAAACCGAUAAAAUGUUGAAAUCAAUUUGGAUUCUAUCAGUUUUCCAUCUAUGUAGUGCUACAAAUACUCCAGUUAUUGGAAUAUUAGCACAACCCACCACUGAAUACGGGUUUGAUACAUUCAUAGCAGCUUCUUACGUUAAAUUUGUGGAAUUGGCAGGAGCCACAGUUAUACCAGUUUGGACUAAUCAAUCAACAGACUAUUAUGAAAGAGUGAUUAACUAUACAAAUGGAUUACUCUUUCCGGGAGGUGAUGCGUCUUUCGUUGAACCUGGAGGUUAUGGAGAUACAUCGAGAAAAUUAUACCAACUAGCCAAAAAAUCCAAUGACAACGGAAAUUUUUAUCCCAUAUGGGCUACUUGUUUAGGAUUUGAAGUAAUUCCUUAUGCGGAAAUAGGACAAGAUCUUAGAGUCAACUGCUCAGUUGAAGUUAGAGGAUGGCCGUUGGAAAUGACUAAAGAUUUUAAAAACAGCAGUCUUUUUGAAAACAUACCGGAAAGAAUAUACCAAAUACUAACUACUCAAAAUGUCACCUUCAAUUUCCAUAGUUUUUGUUUGACAGAAGAAGUAUUAAAAACAUAUGGUCUGCUUUCAGAGUGGCAUAUUUUAUCAACUAACACUGACGAAAAGGGUCUAAAGUACAUUUCCACGAUGGAAAACAGGAAAUAUCCAAUAUACGGUGUUCAGUAUCAUCCGGAAAAACACGGAUUCGAAUUCGCACCACAUUAUAACUUUCCACAUACUGCAGAUAGCAUAGCAAUGAUGCAAUAUUUUGGUAAUUUUUUCGUAAACGAGGCACGAAAAAAUAACAAUACAUUUGCUAGUGAUAAAAUGAAGCUCAAUUCUAUGAUUUAUAAUUAUUGUACCAAAUUUUCUGGUUUGGAUGAUAAUUAUUACUUUUUAAUGUACGGAUUUUAUCCGAAUGAUUAUAUAAAUAAUCAAUUAGAAUAAAUAUAUUGAGUAAUUUUCAACUAAAAUAUAUUAGGUGGUAAAUAUAAAUAAUAUAUACACAAGGUGUAGGAAGUUUAUUCUAGCAUUAAUACCAGGAACAGCGGUUGAUAUAGCUUCUAAAUGGUUUUUAAAUGAAUUAAUUAGACAUGAUCAGACAUUUGAUAAAUAAAAAAAAUGAUUAAUAAUCACUACACGUACUCUAUUAUAGACAGACACGCUACAAAGGAACAAGUAUAAAGUGUUCAGUGAAGCCUCGAAAACAAGAAAAUCACAUAUCAAAUAACCAUGCUACGCUCGGUAAUUAAAUAUCAACAUUAGAAGAUUCAGCACUGCUUGAAAUAGGGUUAAAAAGUGAAACAUUAUAUGUCUAAAAAAGUUAUUCCAAUUUUAACAAGUCCAUCUAGCAGUCCAGAAUCGAUUGAAACCUUUUGGCAUAACAUGAGAGAAAAACUCUAAUCAAAACCCGCAGAAAUUCCUUGAAGAGAAUUUCUAUAAGACAGCGCUGGAUAGUAAUAUGCCAAGAUGAAUACAAGUUGUAAUUAAACACAGUGGUGAUUUGAUUUAAUCUAAUUUCGUUGAUUUUUAAAAAUAGAGAUUCCUCUUAUUCCUAAAAUAGAUCUUUUCUGUUAUAGACAUAUUACAUUAAAAUUGAUUGAAUCUAUAUAUGUUAUCAGAAUUCUUUUAAAAGCUUUCAUAGUUGAUCUAAGAUAUUAGUUGAUAUUAAGAUAGCGUACAGUGAAACCCUUAAAAUUUAAUCUAUUUUUACUAAAAUAGAAGAACAAACACCAAUCAAUAAAUUGCCCAGCAUAGUAUAUGGAAUACCUUGAUGAAAUUGUGACAAAAAGUACAAUGGUUAGUCGAAAAGGUCACUCAUCAAUCGGAUAACCUCCCACAAGAGUGAUAGCAGAUUGCGAGUAUAUCCUGAUAGAUGUUUAUUAGCGACUCAUUCAUAAAUUAACUAAUCAAUAUUGAACAUCAGUCACUACAAUCUAUCCUUAUCUAACCUAUAAAAAUUUAACGUCAUUCAUAAUCUAACCAAUUAAAAAUUAAAAAAAAUUCCUAUAGUAACCAGAAUCAAUAUUUCAAUCAAUCAAAAUUUCUUCCAUGCCUCAUUUUGAAUACAGAAUUUUUAAUCCCAUGAAUUUCAAAGUUUUGCAAGAAUUAAUCCAAUUCAAAGCCACCUCAAAUCUUAAUUAAUUAUUGUAAGUAAAUUUUAUUAUUGUUAUACAUUUAUACGUAUUUCUUAUAUUGUACAUGACCAUAUUUUCAGCCCCAGACUAUGAAUACAUAAGUAUUCGAAAGCUCGGAAUAUAUUAGAGUUAGUACAGUUUGGUGCUUAAUCUACUUUGGUGUUUAUUAGAAACACUAUUAUUUUAUUCCAGCAAAUAUUUAAUGUAAAAUAUUAUUGUUCACUUGAGCAAAACAUAGAAGUUAUCAAAAAUUAUAAUAAUCGUAUAAUGUCUCCUUAAUCUAUGUAUUAAUUUAACAAAUAUUGGCAGCUUCAGCAGCUUCUCUAAUUUCUGAUGGUGUUAAAGAAACAUCACUUCCAUUUUCUCUAUCCUUUUUAAUUAGUUUUUUUAACGUAAUUUGUCAAAAAAAUUAAAAUAAUUAGAAAUCUGAACAUACAAUAAUGUUGAUAGAUUUGAGUCAAAUAUUGUUUCGAAAAAUACUUCAAUUUAUAAAUUGUCUCAAAAAUCAUAGAACAUUAAGAAACACAUUUACGACGAACAGUUUUAAUGUCUCUGAUAGUUCAGUGUUAAUGUCCCAACCCUUCAAACUCUAGGUUCAGGGUUCGAAUCUGGUCUAGAAAAAUUUACAUACUAAUUUUUUUGUGUAACUAAAUUGAAAAUAUUUAGUAUUGUAUUUCAUGCUAAAAUUUUCAAAACUGAUUUUCUGUAUAAAAACUAUAAAGCUAAAUAAAGAAAGCAUCCAACAGCAGUGAUUUGAGAUUCAAUAAUUACUGCCGUGAUUGCAUGGCAGUAGUAAAAAGUUCAACAUUCCUAAUUUAAUCUCGGAAAAGCGAGGUUCGGUUAAUUAAAUCUUAGGAAGAAGUAGUAUGAAGUAUUAGCAACCCUUGACACAUUACGUGUUUAGGAGCUUUCAAUGAAAAAUCCAUAUGGCUUCCAAUAAUUUCUUUUCGCCUUGGUCUUUGAUUCUUUUUUUUUAUGUUUGCCAGAUUAAAAGAUAAAUUUUUGCCAUGAUUACAAAAAAAUCUAUAUCCGCUUCUACAUUUAACUAAAAUCGCUAUCCACUGAGCCAUUUUUUUGCCUGAUCAGAAAGUAGUUCGUUAUGAUUUGUUUGUAGGAGAAUCUUUAUGUGGAAUAUGGUUUGUUUCAUAAAUGGUCCUGAUGUAGAAGCGUUUUUCCUCUGUUGGCCUGGAAUUGGUAUAUUUUUUGUGUUGAAAGAUUUUGACGACGCGUUGUGUGUCCCCUAUCUAUAGCGCAUGGUGGUAGAUUUAGGAAUUAAACAAAAAACAAUACAGAAUGGCUCGACGGACCAAAGAAAUUUUAGAGUGUAUUCUCUAUGCGGAAUUGCGCAAAGGCGGGUACAGCUGUGGAUGUCGUUGGCCAUUUGGCUGUUCAAGUAAAUCACCAGGUUUCAAAAAAUUCACAGAAUACUUGUAACAAUAAUAGACAGGUGCAUAGUUAAGAUGGAAACGGUUUUCUUGAACAAAUGUGGUAAUUUUUUAUGAUUGUUAUCGUUCUCUCUGCCAAAGUGCAUUUUGUCAACUGGUAUCAAAUUGAAAUUUCGUUUGGUUUUUCAUUGCAAGUGUGCUUUCAAUCGGCAUUAAGAUACCCAUGUUGCAGAUAAAUUUUUCACAUAUAGUGUAAGACAUAGCGUACGGUAAUUUGUUUAAUGAAAGUUUUUUUUGAUGGUUUUCAUCUGUUCUUUCAUAGCCCUCGCAAUGUUAGGAAUGAUUUCUGAACGUUUUUCUCACAGCACAUCUCUAGAUUUUCGGAAAUCUAGUGAGUAACGCAGUAGUGGACCAACAAUAUUUAGAAGCCAAGAACUCGCUUAAUUGAAACGACUUUUAACACAUCGCGAUAUCACAUUGACAAAAGAAGUUGCUUAUUUCUAGUACCUCUUUAUAAAAUUUAUGAAUUUCAAAGAAAAUUAAUGUACAAAUAAAAGAAUUUGUUUUUUAA